AUGACCGUCCAAAGCGUUAUCACCCUCGGCGGAACCGCCUCCCACAUCACGGUGGGCAAGGUUGCUCAUGGUCUUAUGAUGAUGACAUGGACCCCGAACCCCGUCCCCGACGAGAUCUGCUUCGAAGCCAUCAAGGCAGGCGUGGACGCUAUGCCGUCUGGUGUCAAAAUGCUCUUGAACAGCGGCGAGUUUUAUGCGGUAGACUUUAGUACGGCGAACCUCGAGCUCCUGGCACGAUUCUUUGAAAAGUAUCCCGAGUAUGCGGAGAGGACCUUCCUCUCAGUCAAGGGUGGUGGCAAGGCAGAGGGCUUCCCUGUCACUGACUCCCCAGAAAACCUCAGGCGUAGCGUGACUGCCGUUAAUACCGCUCUGCGCGGUACCAAGAGGCUUGACCUCUUCGAGUGUGCCCGCGUCGACCCAAACUAUAGUGUCGAGCAGACCAUCGGGAUCCUGUCUGGCUUCGUCAAGGAGGGUCUGUUCGACCACAUCGGCAUGUCUGAGUGCAGCGCAGAGUCACUCCGGAAGGGUAACGCGGUGCAUCCGAUUGCUGCGGUCGAGAUCGAGGUCAGCCCGUGGUCUAUUGAGCCGGAAACGAAAAAUGUGCUCAAGACCGCCGAAGAGCUCGGUGUCGCUGUUGUUGCAUACUCGCCUCUCGGACGUGGCUUUCUAACCGGCCAGAUCAAGAAGUUCGAGGAUCUUCCAGAGGCAGACGUGCGGCGGCACUUAACGCGCUUCCGCAACCCCGAAUACUUCCAGCACAACCUCAUCUUGGUCGACAAGCUGACCGAAAUUGCACAGAAGAAGGGCAUUACAACCUCUCGACUCAGUAUUGCAUUCGUCAGUUCCUUGGGGGACAAAGUAAUCCCUCUUCCUGGAUCCUCACACGUGAAGCGCACGCUGGAGAACACAUACUCCGCAGACGCGAAGCUGACGAAGGAAGAAUCCGAUGCGGUCUGGGAAAUUAUCAACAACUACGAGGUGAAGGGCGAUAGGUACCACGGAGCGGACCCUAAGGCCAGCCGCCUCUGGGGAUGA
Molecule: messenger RNA, 1035 nt
Organism: Phanerochaete carnosa HHB-10118-sp
Lineage: Eukaryota; Fungi; Basidiomycota; Agaricomycetes; Polyporales; Phanerochaetaceae
Exons: 8
Coding region: 1-1035 (344 amino acids)
Cellular component (GO): cytoplasm
Source: RefSeq, a predicted model, not a curated record